GUGUGUGUGUGUGUGUGUGUGUGUGUAUCAUUGAGGGUGUUGUAACAAUAGAGCCAUUGUAAAUGCUUGGCUGGGAUUGGAUGGGGGUUUGCUGUGCAGCUUCAUUAGUCAAUCUCUCUUUCCUUCUCUCUCUCUGUCAUAUCCACUGUCAACGAGUAGCGAGUGAUCUGCAAAAGUGUGUGUUGGGAUUUACUGUGUUGAGGUGUGUAUUGUGGUGGCACCUGGACUCUUGUGUGCCUUUCUCAGAAUGUGGAGGUGAAUCUCUUUUGUCAUUGAUGAUGGCGCUACAGGCCGGUCUGCAGUCUUGGUUUGGCGAGAAGUUUGAUUCCCCGUUACAGAGUCCUCACUGCCCUCGGGUUCCACGGCCCGGUCCAGGUCUGGCUGAUGUGUUCCAGUAUGACCAGUGGUUGGCGGUGCGGCAUGAGGCCACACUGGUGCCCAUGCAAGAGGACCUCGCCAUCUGGCUCAGUGGCAUACUGGAUGAGGAAGUCCGAGCCGAACGCUUCAUGGAGGAGCUGGAUAACGGUGCCAGACUUUGUCAUUUGGUUGGAAUUCUGCAGAGCAAAAUCCCGCAGCUGUCCUCAAAGAAAAUUCAGUUCAAGAGAAACGCCUCCCCUGGAUCGUUUUUAGCUCGUGACAACACGGCAAAUUUUCUGUCCUGGUGUCGUCACAUAGGAGUGGACGAGACGUAUCUGUUUGAGUCCGAGGGUUUGGUCCUGCAUAAAGAACCUCGCCAGGUGUGUUUGUGUCUGCUGGAGAUCGGACGCAUCGUUUCCAGGUAUGGGGUGGAGCCUCCGGUUUUGGUUCAACUGGAGAAGGAAAUUGAACUGGAAGAAAGUCUAAUGAUGACUAAUGACUCUGCUCCAGUCAAAACAUUUACUGUGUGCUCUCAGCACGGUGCCCUGUAUCAUGCUGAUCGUGGGGAUCAGGAUGACUCGCCCUGUAACUGCUCACAGAGGUUUUCCAUCGAGUAUUUGUCCGAGGGACGCUACAGACUGGGAGACAAGAUCCUGUUCAUCAGGAUGCUCCAUGGAAAGCACGUGAUGGUGCGUGUUGGUGGAGGUUGGGACACUCUGAAAGGGUUUCUGCUGAAAUAUGACCCUGACCGUGUGUUGCAGUUCACCACUUUAGAGCAAAAGAUUCUAGCCUAUCAGAAAGGCCCGCCCGGCCCAGGCCCCGCCCUCAGCACACAGAGCGCCCAGCCGCCGCCGAUGGACCCCAUCGCUGCCGUUAACCUCCUUCCAGAGUCCUCUUCUUCCUCCACAACCUCUUUGUCCAAACCCAACACACCCGCUUCGGGCCAUGCCACACCCCGUGGCUAUGCCCAGUCACCUGCUUCCACGCCCUCCCUGCCCCGGAAGGCUAAAGCACCCAAAAAGACCCUUCAGAUGCCCGCUGCCUCCCCCAAAACUACCCCUCUUUCCUCACCUGUCCCGAAAAGAAGCCCCCUGCCCCAGUCAGGCUUGAGCGGUGUAACUCGUAAGGCCACCGCCCCUUCCAAAUUCAAAUUACGUCCGCGUGGAUCACCCUCCCAGCCCCGCAGUCCAGUCUGCCCUGAACCCACCUGCAAACUACCCAAAGCUUCAGCCUCGCCCUGUGCCCCGCUUCCCCAAAAACCUUCCCAGCGCGACGCCCGCCCACCUCCUGGACCCGCACGCUCACGGGUCGUGCAGCGACGCCCCCCGUCCCCUGCCUCCAGCUUGCACUUAGACUCCAGAAAAGCCCGUCCUGUUUCCCCUCGUUUGGCAGGACCAGCGAGAGAUCCAAACAACCCCAAAAAGACGAUAGUUCCCCCUAGAGCGCCCAGCCCUCUCAUUAAAUCCUCUGUAACCUGCAAGAGCAAAUCUGUAGAGCAGAGCAGACGAGGCGCUGUGCGAACUGUUGCGCCCGUUAAUGCUAAAACAGCUCCUCUCAGGAAACCUCUGACCAGCAAUAACCCACCCAAAUACAGUCCCACAACAGCCAGACCAGCACCUACCAAUGCCGUACGGAUUAAACCCAGCAAACGUGAAGAUCCCUACUUUGAGAUGAACAAUAAGAGGAGGCUAAAGAACUGAGAAUGCUGGGAAAUGUAGUCUGGUGGUGGCUUUUUUUGUUUGUUUGUUUGUUUUUUUUUUACUGCAACAUUAGCACUGAGGGUUUGCUGAGUAUACUUCGUUUUUUGCAAACCUAUACGUCUCGCGCAGUGCACAUGAUGCACGUUUAUUAAUCGGCACAGUACAUGCAGACUGUCUGCGUACAGUCUUUUUGCGCAUCGUUGGCACAUGUGCCUGCCGUUAAAGUGCAGUCGUAGUGCGCAAAGUAGAGUGUAUUUUAAAAUGCAGAGCGCACGACGGGAUGCCGAAAAACAAAGUAUACCCUUUAGUCAGAGAGGGCAGCAUAUUUAAUAUGAUACGAAUGAAAACGAGACCGUAAUAGAAGUAUAGCAUGUUCAGUUUCAUUUGGACUGUUUAUAUUGUGGUGUUGAUCGUUAAGUCGACAAAACAUUAAAAAUACGUCUUUCCAAAGAUAUUCGAAAGAUGCACAGCCUCGUUUUCAUUCACGUCAAUUGAAACAUGCCGUCUACCCUGACUGAGAUCCAUAACCUGUUUUGUUUCUUUGCAUCUAUCAUAAUCGAAUUAUUCUCAGGCUUUUAUUUGUGCCAUACUAAAAUCAUCAGAAUAUGCCUCGGAUCCAUUCUACCAGUAAUUAGCAUAUGAAACAUACAGUUUUUUUAUUUCUUCUUAAGCUACAGUAAUUAUCAUUAUUUUAGCUAAGGUUAGGACGCCUUUUAUAUAGGUUUAGUUGGUUUGUUUACGUUAAAUUAUGCACGGUUAUGCACAAACUGGUACCAUCAGGAUGUGUGUUUAAUAUUUGUUACAAUCUUGUAGGUCAGUCAGUGUCUUUAUCGUCUUCUGAUUGGGUUAUACAUGUAUCAACAUUACUGAUUAAUAUCAUAGAUCAUUUUACUGCCGUAUAUUUACAUGUCUUCCUUCAGAAUGUGGUAAAUGUCAUGCAGUAAGUGUGUGUGUUGGUUUAGACCAAUGUUUGUCCUCAUAUAUGAUGAUGGAGCAGAUGAGCUGGGUGCAUUCACAUCACGGGCAGCGGUCUGCUGUUCUGUUUAGUGUCCAUAUUUACACUCGGAGAACUGUAUUACAUAAGCGACAUAUGCAGAUCCAGCAGAAUUCUCGCUCUCAUUGUUUUAGUUCUUAUGUGAUACCCCAUAAUAUUCAGAGGCACCUCUCUAUGGCAACCAAAGCGAGAUCCUGAGAUCCUUUCGUGAUUUGAUUUUUGAGCACGUUUUAACUCAUUUUUAGAGUAUUGUGUGUGUGUGUGUGUGCCUUAAAUUUGUGUUUGUUGGAAUAUAUGUGUAGUUGAAUUAUCAAACACUUGCGAAACUUUAUAUGGCAAAGGUCGGGCAGUUUGUUCGAAAGGUUUAAUUUGUAAGUUGGCCAAUCAGCCGGCUGUAAUUAAAUUAAGCACUACCUCCUUAACGCCACACAAAUACUACUGAUUUAGUCAAGUCCAUAUAAAUGCUUUUAUUACACUGUCCAUGGCAAACAAUUGACUGAUGUAUGAAUAUUUUUCACUUUAUUCGAGAGUUGUGAUUUAUAUAGACCGGUUGUUAUUAUUAAAUAUUAAUUUUAUGUUUGAGGGUUUAUAGUUUUGGUAUUGGUCUUUUAAUUCUAUUUUUGUCUGUCCUGCUCCAGUUGAGAGAAAUUCAUCCAGCACUUUAAAGAAAAUGUUUUGAAUGUAGUUUUUCUUUUUUUUUUUAUCUGUCUUUCUAUCUUUGUUUUCUGUCAAAUAAAGAUCUAUUCAU
Messenger RNA from Myxocyprinus asiaticus (Chinese sucker), 3799 nucleotides. RefSeq names its product GAS2-like protein 3. Gene Ontology annotation, molecular function: actin filament binding; microtubule binding; cytoskeletal adaptor activity. The record is from RefSeq and is a predicted model, not a curated record. Lineage: Eukaryota; Metazoa; Chordata; Actinopteri; Cypriniformes; Catostomidae. Gene Ontology annotation, cellular component: actin filament. The transcript has 9 exons. Gene Ontology annotation, biological process: actin crosslink formation. Bases 63 to 2057 code for a protein of 664 amino acids.